Drosophila kikkawai is the source of this 1440-nucleotide messenger RNA. Its product is annotated as sarcocystatin-A. Gene Ontology annotation, molecular function: cysteine-type endopeptidase inhibitor activity. NCBI's taxonomy places the organism in Eukaryota, Metazoa, Arthropoda, Insecta, Diptera, Drosophilidae. The record is from RefSeq and is a predicted model, not a curated record.
UUUUGAAAGAUAUUUUAUAGUUACUCUAAUGAACCGAAAAACCUUAUCAAGGUGAUAAGCGAGGUAAACAGAUCAGGGACAGUAAACAAUACAAUUGGUCUUAUCACUUUCGCCACUAAUUGCGAUGAGGUUGCCCCUAUAAAAGUCCGGGAUGCCACGAUCGAUCCAUCAGUGUUAUUUGUUUUGCCAAAACAGAAGCCACAGCCAACUUAUUCGGAAUGUUUUUCGCCAAGAUCCUGCUCCUUUGCACCGUCUGUGCCCUGGCCAGUGCUACGCCCCAAGGAUUCGGUGUACUUGGUGGCCCAAAACAACUCGAGGGUCAGGAAUUGGUCGAGUCCCAAAAGACUUUGCAGGCUUCCCUGGACAAAUUGGCUGCUGGCGAAGGACCCUACUAUCGUAUUUCAAGGAUUCUUUCUGCCUCAACGCAAGUGGUAGCCGGCACAAAUGACUCCUACUCCGUGGAACUGAUCGAUAGGACUGGCGCUACCAAGGUGUGCGAUGUGGAUAUCUGGAGCCGAGGCUGGCUGCCCAAUGGCAUUCGAGUGACUUUUAGGUGUCCCAACGAACCCGAACUUAUCAAGAAACACAAUGCCUAAAUAUAAAAGACAUUUUGUGGAACAUAAUUGGUGAUUUUCAUAAAGGAUUGAUGAACUUUAGGAUUCAAUUUGCAGUUUGUUUGCUUAUUAAAAUAGGGUUUUUUAAACUUUUGAUUAUGAAGCUAGAUUUUGAAAAUAUUUCUGGUAAUUUUGGCCUAUCCUAGUUACCCCUUAGAUUGGUUAGUUAAUUGAUUAAAGGAUUUAAGGGCUAAGAACGUCCUUUGUCCUUUCUUAUUCAUACAUGGCGAUCGUGAAGCGGGGAAAUGGCGCAGCCCAGGAAAAAAGGUGUGAAAAACAAAAUAUGAAACAAAAACAACAAAAAACCAGAAAAGCGACCUAAUGAAUUCGAGAAAUUGCAAAUUGGCCACUGCCGCCACCACCACCCUCUUUGUCACCCAGCGAUGACGAAGAGGCCCUCACGUGCACCACUUUUUCAACAUAUGUACAUAUUUUCUACGCCUUCCGACAGCAGCAGCAAAAACUUUAAUUUAAUGAAAUGAAAAAUAAUGCCAAGCAAAUCAAGCAGCGCAAGAAAAAACCAACUAAAAUAUUUGUCAAAUAAUAGAAUUCGAUGUAUGCAAAUGGCUUGCAAAAUAUGCAUUUGCCAAAAGCCAAAUCCGCGAAAAAACAGCAACAACAUUCAGCACAAUUUGUAGUUUUUUUUUUUUUUUUGGCGCUUUGACGCGUUUUUGCCAUGCUCCGCUGGCAAUAAAGAAUUUGGCGCCACCACUGGCCAAAUCGACGUCACAAAUUUGCCACCACCAGAUCCAUCCCAGUCGCUCUGAUCCCAUCCGAUUUGAUUCGAAAAAAAAAAACCAGCAAAAAAAUAAAAAAUUAAAAACAC